AUGCCGACGAUUCUGCCGCGUAUAGACGGUGGAUUGCGCAAAGUCUACGCGCUGGGCCACUCGUUCGGCGGACGUCGUGAUUGUACCCCAGAGCUCGACCGCACGAUAUCUCGUCCGCCCGGUUGGGUCGCUCUGGACGGUACAAUCUCGAUGGGCGGCUACCGCUCCCUACCGCUCUACAUCACCAACACCCUCGGUCGCCGCACCCACUGGCCAUCGCAAGCCGCCGCACACGAAGUGCUCGCGGCGCACCCGUUCUUCGGGUCGUGGGAUAAGGACGUGUUGGAUGUGUAUGUGAAGCAGGCGUUGGUCGAGAGUGAAGAGGGUGGCGAGGUGCGGUUGGAGUGCGAUAAGGAGGAUGAGGCGGCGGUGUAUGCUAAGAAGCGCGCUUCGUGGGAGGCGUGGGGGGUUCUUCCUCGGGUGGAUGAGAGGGUGGCGUUGUUGUGGAUCAAUCCUCCUGCGGGCGAUAGUGUUGUUCAGACGCGAACAUCCAAGGGCUUCGGGUUUGCCGAAUUCAACACGCUCGAGACCGCGCGCGCCUUCGUCGACCCGAACUUCCCGUUCGUCCACCUGCCCCCGCCCCAGUCCCACGGCGCGUCCGCCACCAAAUUGUUUUGGCAGAUGCUGGAGCAGAACCCGCAGGCGCCGAUGGGCGGACGGCGCAUGAAGAUUGAUUUUAGUCAGAGCGCUAAUCCGGGCGAGCGGGGUGGUGGAGGGAAUGCAAAGAAGGGUCCUGGAAAUGAUGGGACGAGGGAUAUCGGCAACGCUGCUGCGCCUGUGUUGCUCUUCAGAGGCUUGGACGUGCUUAGCGGGCCACAGGCAAUCUUGCAGGCCAUGAAGACCAGUUCUGGUCUGCACAGGGAGGGCGCAAAGGGCAUGAAGAAGAUCGUGCUUGUCAAGGACCGUGUCAGUAUGCAAAGCUGGGGCUUUGCCUUUGUCGAGUUUGUUGAUACGCAGAAAAACCUCGCCGACGCAGUGUUGUGCGAGGCAGCACACAAGAAGGUCGCCGCGAUGAAUGGAGGGACCAAGAGCGAAGAGAAGAAAGAGGAAGAGCGGAAGUACCGCAACCGCGCCUCCGAGCGCCGCGUGAUCUACGGCCAACCGGACGUCCCCCUCCCCGAACCCUCUUCCUCGCGCCAAACCGGCGGCCCCAAAUUCGCCCCAGCACAAGCCUUGCCCACUCCCCCGCCUACGAUCAACCCCGGCGAAGACUCGAGCAACAUCGGUAACAAACUCCUGAAAGCUAUGGGGUGGAAAGAAGGGACCGGGUUGGGCGUCGAAGGGAAUGAAGGUCGGACGGCGCCGGUUCAAGCGGCUGUAUAUGCGUCUGGGGCGGGGCUUGGGGCGGCGAAGGGACGGUUGGUGGAGGAUGAGGUUAAGAGGAAGGAGGGGUAUGCUGGGUAUGUUGAGAGGGUUCGGGACGCGGCGAGGGAUUGGUUGAUGGAUGGUAGCAAGUGA
Peniophora sp. CBMAI 1063 is the source of this 1458-nucleotide messenger RNA. The record is from the annotation of a GenBank genome assembly. Lineage: Eukaryota; Fungi; Basidiomycota; Agaricomycetes; Russulales; Peniophoraceae.